AUGUCCCGCUCGGUGACCUUCAGCUCCCGCUCGGCCGCGGGGCCCGCGCUCAGCCAGGUGCGGGUCAGCUCCGUGUCCUCGUCCCGCAGCUCCGGGCUCGGCCGCGCCGGCGGCUUCGGCAGCGCCAGCCUCUACAGCCUGGGCUCUGCCGGCAAGAGGAUCAGCCUGGGAGGGGGCAGCUCCUUCAGCGUCCGCUCGGGGUACGGCUAUGGGGGAGCGGGCUUCGGGGGCAGCCUCAGCCCCGGCGGCAUCCAGGAGGUCACCGUCAACCAGAGCCUCCUGACGCCCCUCAACCUGGAGAUCGACCCCAGCAUCCAGAGGGUCCGCAAGGAGGAGAAGGAGCAGAUCAAGACCCUGAACAACAAAUUCGCCUCCUUCAUUGACAAGGUGCGGUUCCUGGAGCAGCAGAACAAGAUGCUGGAGACCAAGUGGAGCCUCCUCCAGGAGCAGAAGACAACGCGAAGCAACAUCGCUCCCAUGUUCGAGACCUACAUCAGCAACCUGCGGCGGCAGCUGGACGGGCUCCUGGCGGACAAGGGGCGCCUCGAGGGAGAGCUCAAGAACAUGCAGGACCUCGUGGAGGACUUCAAGACCAAGUAUGAAGAUGAGAUCAACAAGCGCACGGCGGCUGAGAACGAGUUUGUGGUGCUCAAGAAGGAUGUGGAUGCUGCCUACAUGAACAAAGUGGAGCUGGAGGCCAAGGUGGAUGCUCUGACGGAUGAGAUCAACUUCCUGAGGGCUUUCCAUGAGGCGGAACUCAACGAGCUGCAGGCCCAGAUCUCUGACACCUCAGUGGUGCUGUCCAUGGACAACAGCCGGAACCUGGACCUGGACAGCAUCAUCGCCGAGGUGAAGGCGCAGUACGAGGAGAUCGCCAACCGCAGCCGCGCCGAGGCCGAGUCCUGGUACCAGAGCAAGUAUGAGGCACUGCAGGUGACAGCUGGGAAACACGGGGAUGACCUGAGGAACACCAAGAACGAGAUCACGGAGAUCAACAGGGUCAUCCAGAGGAUCCAGGGGGAGAUCGAGAAUGCCAAGGCCCAGCGAGCGAAGCUGGAGGCGGCCGUGGCUGAGGCUGAGGAACGUGGGGAGCUGGCCCUCAAGGAUGCCAGGGCCAAGCUGGAGGAGCUGGAGGCCGCUCUGCAGAAAGCCAAGGCUGACAUGGCCCGACAGCUCCGGGAGUACCAGGAGCUCAUGAACGUCAAGCUGGCCCUGGACAUUGAGAUUGCAACCUACAGGAAGCUGCUGGAGGGCGAGGAGAGCAGGUUGGCUGGGGAUGGAGUUGGCAACGUCAACAUCUCUGUGGUCAGCUCCAGUGGCGGGGGUGGAUAUUCCAGCUCCAGCGGAUUCCUGGGAGGAGGGAUUGGAGGAGGCCUCAGCCUGGGAGCAGGAAUGGGCAGCGGAGCUCUCGGAUUCUCCUCUGGAGGCUCCUCCAAGUCCUACACCAUCACCACCACCUCAUCCAGCCGGAGAAGCGUCAGGAAGUAA
Molecule: messenger RNA, 1488 nt
Organism: Cinclus cinclus
Lineage: Eukaryota; Metazoa; Chordata; Aves; Passeriformes; Cinclidae
Product: keratin, type II cytoskeletal cochleal
Exons: 9
Coding region: 1-1488 (495 amino acids)
Biological process (GO): keratinization; intermediate filament organization
Cellular component (GO): keratin filament
Molecular function (GO): structural constituent of skin epidermis
Source: RefSeq, a predicted model, not a curated record